Molecule: messenger RNA, 4680 nt
Organism: Brienomyrus brachyistius
Lineage: Eukaryota; Metazoa; Chordata; Actinopteri; Osteoglossiformes; Mormyridae
Product: mothers against decapentaplegic homolog 3-like
Biological process (GO): BMP signaling pathway; transforming growth factor beta receptor signaling pathway; regulation of transcription by RNA polymerase II
Cellular component (GO): heteromeric SMAD protein complex
Molecular function (GO): DNA-binding transcription factor activity, RNA polymerase II-specific; I-SMAD binding; RNA polymerase II cis-regulatory region sequence-specific DNA binding
Source: RefSeq, a predicted model, not a curated record
AACACGAAGAAAUCAGACACGCUUUUGUAGAAAUAGUCGCAGUCUAGUGAGAACACGGGGAAUCCAGGGCUUCCAGUACUUUGACCGAGAUUGCCAUCCAGUGCAGACCGUACAGAUUUAUUAUUUUACCAAUUCGCGGCAGCCAGUCCGCUAGGAUUCCGCAAGAGCUCGGGGCUUGGCGCACAUUUGCAUUACUAUCAGACCAGCCUGAACUCCAGCGAGCUUUCCGCUGCACAGCCAUGCAGUGAGCAGCGCGGAUGAGUACGCUUCGCAGCACAGGCAACUAAAAGACCAACUUUGCAACUACAACUCGCGACGAAAAAUACAGGGUCCGUGCUUAUUCUCUCGUAGUCGUAAUUUUAAAAUUGAUUUCCCGUGCAGACUCGUACGGAAAACGUUUGGGUUAUAUUAAGCUGGAUGGGAAAAUAAAGCGCACGGCAAGGGACUACAUUUCGUGGCGGAUUAUUACUAGUUUCACUAGUGCAGAGAGGAGUUGUGUGGCGGACGUAUUCUGUCUUGCCGAAGAAUCGGAACAAUCGAAGUUUCAGUCCGGAUUGCGGCUGUUCCGUCCGACUUUAUGUAGGUUUUUGCGAGAAAAAAAACAAACCCAACCAUCGCGGUCACGACGUCUUAGGAAGCGGCCCCUGUGCUCGAUCCCAGAAAAGCGGCUCGUAAUUGGGGGAGGACAUCGGCGAGCUCAAGAUGUCAAUUUUGCCGUUUACCCCCCCGAUCGUGAAAAGGCUCUUGGGCUGGAAAAAAGGGGAACAGAACGGACAGGAGGAGAAGUGGUGCGAGAAGGCGGUGAAGAGCCUGGUGAAGAAGCUGAAGAAGACGGGCCAGCUGGAUGAGCUGGAGAAAGCCAUCACGACCCAGAGCGUCAGCACGAAAUGCAUCACCAUACCGAGGUCCCUGGACGGCCGGCUGCAGGUGUCCCACAGGAAGGGUCUGCCCCACGUUAUCUACUGCCGCCUGUGGCGCUGGCCAGACCUGCAGAGCCACCACGAGCUGCGCGCUGUGGAGCUCUGUGACUUUGCCUUCCACAUGAAGAAAGACGAGGUCUGCGUCAACCCCUACCACUACCAGCGCGUGGAGACACCAGUGCUCCCUCCGGUCCUCGUGCCGCGCCACACGGAUAUCCCGAGCGAAUUUCCGCCGCUGGACGACUACAGUCACUCCAUCCCAGAGAACACCAACUUUCCAGCUGGCAUCGAGCCCCAGGGUAACUACAUCCCAGAAACACCACCUCCGGGGUACCUCAGCGAGGAUGGAGAGACCAGCGAUCACCAGAUGAACCACAGCAUGGAUGCGGGUUCUCCUAACUUGUCGCCGAACCCAGUGUCUCCUGCACACAGCAACCUAGACCUGCAGCCAGUGACCUACUGUGAACCAGCCUUCUGGUGCUCCAUAUCGUACUACGAGCUGAACCAGCGCGUUGGGGAGACCUUCCACGCGUCGCAGCCCUCGCUCACCGUGGACGGCUUCACUGACCCCUCCAACUCGGAGCGCUUCUGCCUGGGCCUGCUGUCCAACGUGAACCGCAACGCCGCCGUGGAGCUAACGCGCCGGCACAUCGGUAGGGGAGUGCGGCUGUACUACAUCGGAGGCGAGGUCUUUGCCGAGUGUCUCAGCGACAGCGCCAUCUUUGUCCAGAGUCCCAACUGCAACCAGCGCUACGGAUGGCACCCGGCCACCGUGUGUAAAAUCCCGCCCGGCUGCAACCUGAAGAUCUUCAAUAACCAGGAGUUCGCCGCCUUGCUGGCGCAGUCUGUGAAUCAGGGGUUCGAGGCCGUGUACCAGCUGACGCGCAUGUGCACCAUCCGCAUGAGCUUUGUAAAGGGCUGGGGAGCCGAAUACAGGCGGCAGACCGUGACCAGCACCCCCUGCUGGAUUGAGCUGCACCUAAACGGACCCCUGCAGUGGCUGGACAAGGUCCUCACCCAGAUGGGCUCCCCCAGCAUCCGAUGUUCCAGCGUGUCCUAAAAACACUGGGGGGGGGGGGGGGGGGAGCUUCCUCGGCACAUACCAACGAAAGCACAGACCAAAACCCGAGACGUGAAAGUACCGCGAAGGGCCUACCCUCCCCCCGCCAGCCAGCGGGGGCGCGCGCCGGCUUUGCUUCAGGCAACGACCUUAGCACUUUUUAUUUUAUUUUUUUUGUAAUCCACGUGUUGGCAAAGGGGAUGAGUGCAUUACAGACAGUACAGCUACUAUGGUGCGUCCCCAGCACUCGGGCCCUUUGGGGAGGGAAAAUUGCCAUUUAGUUGCAAACAGCUGUAGCAUGUAAGCAGUGAGAGUGACUUUUAAAUGUCAGCAGAAUAAUCUGCACAUUUCAGUUGUACAUAUAUCUAGUGUUAGAUAAUGAACCAUGCUACGCUUUUUUGUAUAGAACAAAAGAAUACAGAUUUCACUGAAAUUCUACGGUUUUAGUUUUAUUCAUAGGCCAGAAGAAUAAAGAUUGCUGGAGGUUAAUCAUAAAUAUGCUAAAUGUAUAGUAUGUAUAGUUUCCAUGAGAGGUAUUCCGCCAUUUUCGCCUCAGAGCAGCUCUUAAAGGGAUGCCCAGUAAGAUGCUUUUAUGCAUCAUGUUUUGUAAACACCCCCCCCCCAGUAUUUUUUUAUUAUUAGUCAUAGUGUUAGUAGUAGUUUAGAGCAGGGGCAGAGAUGUGUGUGUGUGUGAGUGAUCACACCCGGCUCCUUGCAUCGCGGCCUGCAUGCUGCCCCUCGUCUGCUUCGUAUCCGCCUUGAAUGCCCCGCUAAGGCUGCAGAGUCGCUCAGGUAUCCUGAGUGUCGUUGCUCUUUGGCUUCUGUACAAUGCUUAGGGCUGCGCUGCAGCCCCGAGGACCUCUUCUGUCCUGGGGUGUCGCCAUGUCGGCGGCCAGCCCAGCAGGCGCUAAACCGGCAGCCAGUCCCCAUCUCUGCCUGCUGGGGGCGCCACCCCACCUUUACGCGGAGCCUCUGGUGCAGGCUGGACGCUUUCCCAGCGCGGGGCCGCGUGUGCGUAUGUUAAGUGCUUUAUGGCAGUACUUUUCUAUUGGGACUGUAAAAUGCGUUCAUUCAGUAGUUUACGCUGUAGUGCUUAAGCCAAUCAGUAUAUUCACUUCUCGGUGUCUCUUGGACAAAACGCAGCUACGUUUAUUCCAGCUCUGCCAAAGUGUCAUGGUGUCUGGGUCUUUUUUUAGAUGCGCAUUUUGACAAAGCUAAAUAUUUGAACAAAACUUUAUGAAGAGAGAAACUGAACCAGUUUAUUAUAUAUAAUAUUUUUUGCAUGAAAAAAAAAGUCCUGUAUUGAAAAUACAGGAGCGUAUUGCUAUUCGCUUUCUUUUUUGCCAUAUGGAGGUGGUAGUGCGUAGCGAUGAAGUGUGAUGUAAAGGGCUCUGUGGCAUUAAAACUAAUGGAGAAGGGAGGUCUAGACUGCCCUCCCUUGACAGAGUUGUGUGGUGCUUGUCCUGACCUCCAAGACACGGCAUAUAGGAGCGAGUGUGUCGGCAAGACGCGCACAUACCUUCAGCUGGCGUAGCUACCUGGCCAUAAGGCCAGCUAACGUGGGAGCGGCCCCCCAGGGAGGGCCCCUUGAGACCCGCCAUUUCUGCUCUUUACCGUGCGUGUGACAACACCAGAGCAGUGCGUGUCGAACACAGGACCAUCCUGGGUUUUGAACUAGCUUGAGGAAAGAAUGAAUCUUUAUGUCUAUAAAGAUACAUUUUCUGAAGUUUCCACUCUGUACUGUAGACUUUCGUACCAAGUAGAUUUUUAGAAAGGUAUUUAUUGUAAUGUGGUUCAACACAAAUAAUCCUCUGUAAUGUAAUAGGAGAGGGGCAGAUGGAGUGGCUUGCUCCUCAUGUCCUGCUAUUUUUCUAACAGAACCAGCAGUUUGCAGAGGCUGGUUUUUAAAAACGAAAUUUCCCCCCCCCCAGAUAAGCCCCCUUUCCCUUCCUGAUUUGCUAAAAAUUUCCAGUGAAUUUUUUAAAAAAAAAUUUUAUUUGAAGAGCUGGUUUUUUCCUUCCCCACAGCCCUCAGACCCGGUGGCGUGUUCGGGUGCAGGGUGGGACAGAGCUGAUGGCCCCCAGCCACGACAGGAGUCUCACAUGAUGGGUGGGCAGGUGCCAGGCCGGGGGCCCCGUCUGCAGGGGCCAGCCGUGUACGUGGACGGAAAGCAGGCACACGCCCACUGCUUAGCGCAAUGAUGCGCGUGACGCGCAGCGGUUAUUAAAUCCAGCGCGUUACUCAGCGCUUUGUUUAGCAGUUGUCUUGUUUAGAGAUGGUCUAAGUGGAUACUGGUGGGUUUGAAGUUAUUUCCUUUCGAGGCAGCUUGUGUCCCCCCCCUCCCCAAGCAACUGGUACAGAAGCGAGUCCCAGGCCUCUCUGCUGUGACCCCUUCCUGUCAUCAGGGCCUGGAGGUGUUCCUUCCACACCUGCUCCCCCAUCAUCAGCCAGCCUGACUAUUAUAAAAUGUCCUUUGGAUAUUUAAAAUUGUAUUUAAAAAAAAAAAUGUACUCAUCCUCUGUUUCAGUACUUGUUUUUGAUUUCCCAAUGUAGCCUUUAAUUGGUGCUUAGUCGUGUGUGUGUGUGUGUGUGUGCUUUUUUCAGUCUUAGGUGUCCUUUUUGUAUAAAAAAAUAUAUAUCCUUUCCACUUAAAAUAUUGCUUUGUAUUUUGUUGGUCUUUUAAUAAAUACUGAAAGUGAA